This is a messenger RNA of Camelina sativa (false flax), 2141 nucleotides long. The record is from RefSeq and is a predicted model, not a curated record. Lineage: Eukaryota; Viridiplantae; Streptophyta; Magnoliopsida; Brassicales; Brassicaceae.
AAAAUCUUUCAUUUGUUUUAAGUUUGAACCAAAUUCACGUAAAGUUACAAAAGGCACUGAGACAAAACCGCACACGUAUCUUUACCCUACCACACCAUUGAUAUUCUCCCCAUUUUUCUUCUCCUCUAAACAAAACAAUAGCUUUGUCUUCAGGCAAAGCAAGAACCUUGGGGAUUAGGAAAGAUGGUUCAGAGGAAGACUUGUCUAGUACUCGAGUCUUCUUUCAAUUCCCAACCAGCUGAAACUCGAUUCGGUCAAGAACAUCUCAAGAACCUUGGACCGGAGAUGAUGAUGAUGAAGAGAACAAAGCCUAGGAGGAAGCUUAAAGACAAUACUACUGUUUCUUCUCAAUCAGGUAAGUCACAAGCAACACCAAACCAUGAUCUUGUUGUUAAAGUGACAGGUGGUUCACCUAAUUACAUGAAAGGCACCAGUAGCUCCGAGGCAAGAAAGGAGAACAAGAAAAGACUUAAUCUAUCUAGGAAUCAGAAGAACCAAACCGGUUCAAAACAUGAUUCUCGUUAUGGAGUUAACAAGGAUAGAUGUAAUAACAAGCCGAGUUCUAGGAUCGGUAGGGGUUUGACAAAGGCUCCUAGUUUCAAGAGAUGCUCACAGAGAGCUACUUGUUCUUCGACUCUAAAAGAUUCCAAGUUUCCAGAGUAUCUGAUGCUUAAUCAUGGCGAGACAUAUGAUCAAGUUAAUGGAACCUCUGUUUUGAAAGUUUGUCCUUACACGUAUUGUUCGCUCAACGGUCAUCUUCACUCCGUGCAGUAUCCUCCUCUGAAAAGCUUUAUAUCCUCGAGGAGACAGAGUUUGAAGUCCCAGAAGAGUGUGAAUAUGGAAGCUUCUAAGGAAGAGUUUGUGAAGAUAAGUAUAGAGGGGAAGAAAGAGUUUGAGCAUGGAAGUGGAGGUGCUUUUGAGGGUAAUAUUGAUAGUCCAAUCUCAGAGACUCUUUCUGAAGGAGCACCUCGUUCUGAAACUGAUUCUGAUGAUUACUCUGAUAGUGCUGAGAUGGUAAUGUUUUCAGAAGGUGAUCAUGACACCGAGUUAAAAGAAUCUGGUUUGGAGGAGACUUUGGUAGAUGAGGUUCAAGAGAAAGCAAACAGAGAUGGAGAUGCUUAUCUUUCAAAAGAAUCUGAUUUGGAGGAGGCUCUGGUGGAGGACUCUAUGAAUGAGAAUCAAGAUAUAGGAAACAGAGAUGGAGAGGCUGAACAAUCUUGUUGCUUUGAUUCUGAAGUUAUCCAUAUGACCAAGAACUCAGAAGCAGAUAACGCAAUGGAGGAGACUUUGGUAGAUGACUCUGUGAAAGAGAUCCAAGAGAAAGAAAACAAAGAUGAUGAUGUUGAUCAAUCUAGUUGCUUUAUUUCAGAAGUUAAUGAUAAAGAUGAUGCUGGUGAAGAGAUUUUAAAGGAUAAAGCUGAAGAUUGCAAAGAGGAGUCUCAAGACCAGAAUGAAGUUAUAUUGAUGACAGAAGAAAACACAAAGGUUCCAUUUAAGCGUACACGAAAACCCUGCAACCAAGAAGAGCCAGACUCUACCAUUUCAUGGACUAUCAUCAAAUGCAAGAAAUCUGUUGCAGAGACUGAGGAUUUAAGAGCAUUCAACCCAAUAGAACCAAAUUACCUUCCAAUUGUAGUGGAGGAGGAUGCUGAAAAGGUUGACCUCAAGCAUCAAGACAUAGAUGAGAGGAGAAACUCAGAGGAUUGGAUGAUUGAUUAUGCUCUGCAGCGUGCUGUUAGUAAACUUGCCCCAGCAAGGAAGAAGAAAGUUGCAUUACUCGUCGAGGCAUUUGAAACUGUGCAACCUAUUAUGCCACAUGGAAGACACCUUCAAGCCUGCAAUUAAUAAAAGUCCAGGGUUGAUACAAGAAAGGCAACUGUGGGAAGAUGAAUGGACUUUUAAUUAUUUACCUUCAAGAAUCAAACCCAAGUGUAAACUUUGAUGGUUUAGUUCCUAGCUCUGUGUGGUAGUCGUGCUCCUCAAUCUAUGAGGACUAGUGUGUGCUUGCUUGAAGACUAAGUUCUGGGAUAGUCUUAUGAGUUUGUCUAGUUCUUCUAUAUAACUAUUUAGAAUUGUGAAACAAUCACAUGCCGUUUGUCACCAGUUGCUAUGAAUGUUUGAGUGUUGGUUUCAUCAUCUAA